Molecule: messenger RNA, 1683 nt
Organism: Bacidia gigantensis
Lineage: Eukaryota; Fungi; Ascomycota; Lecanoromycetes; Lecanorales; Ramalinaceae
Exons: 2
Coding region: 1-1683 (560 amino acids)
Biological process (GO): protein peptidyl-prolyl isomerization; protein polyubiquitination; protein folding
Cellular component (GO): catalytic step 2 spliceosome
Molecular function (GO): peptidyl-prolyl cis-trans isomerase activity; ubiquitin-ubiquitin ligase activity
Source: RefSeq, a predicted model, not a curated record
AUGUUGGCCGAAGAUGGUUUGUUGAUGUCGCGGUGGAGUCGUAAAGAUGGGAAAAGCGAGUGGUCCUCAGACGCCGCAUACUCUGCCAGCGCUGGCUCGAAUGUCGCAUCUACGGGCCUCACCGACACCACCUUCAAACGCCUCCCUUUCAAUUUCUGUAGCAUCUCAUUGCAGCCCUUCACAACCCCGGUCUGCACGCCCCAUGGUACAAUAUUUGACAUCGACAAUAUACUCCCAUGGCUACUUCAGCAUGGAACAGAUCCUUCGACGGGCAAGAAGCUGCAGGUGGAUGAAUUGAUACGGCUAAAAUUUGCAAAGAAUGAGCAAGGAGACUACAUUGAUCCAGUGACCUACAAAGUCCUCACGAAUAACACGCACAUAGCUGCAAUCAAAAACUCUGGUAAUGUGUUCGCGUAUGAUACGGUAGAGAGACUGAACAUAAAGGCUAAGUUGUGGAAGGAUCUGGUAAGCGAUGAAGACUUCACGAGGAAGGAUGUCAUCAUACUACAAGACCCACAAAACCUCGAGAGUAGAAACCUGAGCUCGUUCAAGCAUAUAAAAGAGGGAACGAGGAUUGUGACUCCGGAACAAGAGCGUCAAAGAAAUGCAGGAGUUAACAGAUCUGCUCUUGGCAGCGCGGCAUCCGUCCUGAAAGAUCCGUCGAGCAAACCCGAGAUAGGCAAGUAUCUUGCACAAACUCGAAACGACUCGACGUCUGCAGGAAGCUCUGCCAACGCCGUCUCGAAAGGAAGGACCAACGGUGCAUCCAAAGCAGCUCCUUCCCUCAAACCUACAGCUCAACACACAACUGGCCGCGCUGCUGCCUCCUUGACCUCCACUGGUCUGACUCCGCAUACUUCAGCGGCUCUUGCAGAGCUUUCGCAGGAGGACUUCUUAUUGAAACCAAAGAAGAUCAAACAAAGUGGACUGGUGACUCUGAAUACGACAUUUGGACCUUUGAAUCUAGAACUCGACGCCUUUCAUUCCCCUAGGACGGUCUGGAACUUCCUCACACUGACCAAGCGUGGCUACUACAAUGACUGCUCCUUCCACCGAUCAAUACCAAACUUUAUGCUACAAGGUGGCGACCCGACAGGUACAGGGCGAGGCGGCGAAAGUAGCUGGAAAGCGCCAUUUAAGGAUGAGUGGAUUCAUGCACCACAGCUUUCGCAUGACAAGCGGGGUGUUCUAUCCAUGGCCAACAAAGGGCGUGACACAAAUACGAGCCAGUUUUUCCUCACAUAUCGUCCAGCUAAGCAUCUUGAUCGUAAGCACACGAUCUUUGGGCGACUUGUCAUCGAGGAUGCUGGGAGUGAGGAGACAUUUAAGCGAAUCGAGAGCGUUGAAAGAGGUGAUAAGGAUCGUCCAGUGCAGGAGAUUAAAAUCGAGGACAUUGCUGUGUUAGUAGAUCCGUUCGAGGAGUAUCAGAAGGAGGAUGUGCUUGCAAAGGAAAGGGCAGAGAAGGAGGGUGAGGAGGGCGACAACGACAGGGUCACAUGGACUGGGAAACGGAUCGGAAAUGGCGCAUCAGAGGAAGGUCCUGGUGUAGGCUUGUAUCUGGAUGCAAAUACUAAGAGGGCUGCGAGUGGAUUCAGCGAGGAGUGGGAACUUGCUGCCGAGGAGCCGGUUGCGAAGAAGUCUAAGAAGGGUGGAGGAGCAUUUGGUAACUUUGAUAGUUGGUGA